This is a messenger RNA of Raphanus sativus (radish), 2164 nucleotides long. Its product is annotated as WD repeat-containing protein 26 homolog. The transcript is spliced from 5 exons. Bases 206 to 1999 code for a protein of 597 amino acids. Lineage: Eukaryota; Viridiplantae; Streptophyta; Magnoliopsida; Brassicales; Brassicaceae. The record is from RefSeq and is a predicted model, not a curated record. Gene Ontology annotation, molecular function: protein binding.
CCGCUUGAUCAGCCACGCUUCCUUUCUUCAUUCAUCUUCCUUCCUUCCUUCAUUUUUUUAAUAUAUAUAUAUAUAUUUUCUUCUCUCCUUAAUUUGUUUCUCAGACGCUUCUCUUUAUCCUUCGUCUGCAAUCGCCAAACCUUAUCUUUUGCUUCGUAUUUGAGUUGCAGGAUAGCUAGCUAUAUGGCCUGAACUUAGUAAUUUCAUGGGAGUUGUGGAGGAAACUGAACCUCCUUCGAAACGUGCCAAACUCCUUGCUGACGAACCCAACGGCAACUCUUCUGUUAGAGUCAGCAGAAGCAGCGUAACAAACAACAACUCUUUGGGAGACCUGAUGGCGAGGCCUCUCACAACCUCCUCCUCCCAAGGACGGGAUGACGAUGAUGAAACAACAACGAUCGGAUCCAAAGGAGUCAUUAGGAAAUCAGAGUUCGUUAGGAUCAUCACUAGAGCGCUUUAUUCGCUCGGGUAUGGUAAAACCGGGGCUAUGCUCGAGGAAGAGUCUGGAAUCCCUAUGCAUCGUUCCGUCGUCAAGGCGUUUCUGCAGCAGGUGAAGGAAGGGAAAUGGGACGAGAGUGUUGUUACAUUGCACAGAAUCGGGUUGGUGGAUGAUAAGACUGUUAAGUCUGCGUCGUUCUUGCUGCUAGAGCAGAAGUUUUUGGAGCUUCUGAGGUUUGAUAAGAUUGCUGAUGCGCUAGGCACCUUGAGGGACGAGAUUGUGCCGCUUCGUGUUAAUACGAAGCGUGUUCACGAGCUCGCUUCCUCGCUUAUAACACCUUCGAAGUUUGUAGCGAAUGGUAAAGGUAAAGAGAGUGUGAGUUCGAGGUCUAAGGUUCUGGAGGAGCUGCAGAAGUUGCUUCCUGCUUCUGUUAUGGUUCCGGAGAAGAGGUUGGAGUGUUUAGUUGAGAGUUCUCUCCAUAUUCAGCGGGAUUCUUGUGUUUACCAUAAUACUUUGGAUAGUGAUCUGUCUUUGUUUUCUGACCAUCAAUGCGGGAAGCACCAAAUUCCUUCUCGGACUCUUCAGGUCUUGGAGUCGCAUACUGAUGAAGUUUGGUUCUUGCAAUUCUCGCAUAAUGGCAAAUAUUUAGCUUCCUCUUCCAAGGAUCAGACCGCAAUUAUAUGGGAGAUCAACGCAGAUGGGCACUUUUCAUUGAAGCAUAAACUCGUGGGGCACCAGAAACCCGUGACUGCGAUCUUAUGGAGUCCUGACGAUCGUCAAGUUCUGACGUGUGGAGCAGAAGAGGCUAUCAGACGCUGGGACGUUGAUUCAGGAGACUGCAUCCACAUGUACGAAAAAGGCGGCGGCAUCGGUCCCAUUUCUUGCGGAUGGUACUCUGAUGGGCAGGGGAUAAUCGCCGGGAUGACAGACCGGAGCAUCUGCAUGUGGGAUUUAGACGGUAGAGAGAUGGAAUGCUGGAAAGGUCAGAGGACGCAGAAAGUAUCAGACAUAGCGAUGACGGAUGAUGGCAAGUGGCUCGUUAGUGUAUGCAAAGGUUCCGUGAUAUCCCUGUUUGAUAGGGAAGCGACAGUUGAGAGGUUGAUCGAAGAGGAAGACAUGAUUACAUCUUUCUCGCUUUCAGACGACAACAAACAUCUUCUGGUGAAUCUCCAGAACCAGGAGAUCCGUCUUUGGAAUAUCGAAGGUGACGACGACCCCAAGAUUGUGAUGAGAUACAAAGGCCACAAGCGUUCACGGUUCCUCAUCAGGUCAUGCUUUGGUGGGUAUCAACAAGCUUUCAUCGCUAGCGGAAGCGAGGAUUCUCAGGUAUACAUAUGGCACAGAUCAACAGGGAAGUUAAUCAUUGAGCUACCAGGACAUGCCGGAGCGGUGAACUGCGUGAGCUGGAGCCCAACGAACCUUCACAUGUUGGCUUCAGCAAGCGAUGAUGGGACCCUAAGGAUAUGGGGACUUGACAGGAUAAACCCACAGAGCCAGAAGAAGAAGCAAGUGCAACCAAGUAGUAGCAAUGGUGUGCUUCACCGAUGCAAUGGGAACUGAUUAUGAUUUACCUUUUUCUCUUUAAAUUACUUAACAGUUAUGUUGUUUUCUUCCUUCAUCAAUCUCUUUUUACUUCGUUUCCUUUGGCAUGGAAACAAAAGAGAAAAGCUGUUUUUAAUCCUGAACACCCAUGAAUGGAAUGAAAAGAAAAUGCAAAUUGCAACA